Messenger RNA from Aureobasidium musti, 1333 nucleotides. Lineage: Eukaryota; Fungi; Ascomycota; Dothideomycetes; Dothideales; Saccotheciaceae. The record is from the annotation of a GenBank genome assembly.
CAUGAACAUUACCAGACGUCAUCUGCAUUUCUCCAAGAAUCCUCUUCUAUCGAGUCAGACCCCUAUCAUCUGGCAGUUCUUAAGACAUCAAUCGUCCUUGAUUUCCAGACAUCCAAAUACAUCGCCUGUAGAAGACCGAAAGCAUCAACCAUCCCAAUUGCACCGCAUAUCAACCGUGAACCUCAUCCGAAACAUCAUCCUCGGCAAAGUAUUCACAUCGCCAGUUCUGUUCAAAUAUGGCGUGGCCUGUCUAUCCAAGAUAGCAAACUCGCGAUCAGCACUCCUGGAUCCAGACAGAAAUGCAUUGCUACGAGCUCUGAUCAAGCCGAUGAUAUACGACCACUUCUGUGCUGGCACAAACAAGCUUGAGAUCAAGAAGACGUUGAAUUAUCUCAAGACCCACAUGGGAUUCAAAGGCGUUAUUCUCAUUUACUCGAGAGAGAUACCUGCGAUGCCGGUAGAAGAGUUGCAGGAAUUGGAACCACUGAUUCAAGAUGAGGAUAUCGAUAUAUGGCGAGAUGGCAAUGUGAAGACACUAGACAUGGUUGAGCCAGGUGCCGGUCCCCAAGUCGCACAAGCACUAGCUCAAGGCAGAGAUCCGCCACAACAGCUUUUAGAUGCCAUGUCCGCCAUCUGUGAACGUGCCGCGGCGCAAGGGAGCCGCAUCUGGAUCGACGCUGAACAACAAGUUUUCCAACCCACGAUCGACCGCUGGACUGUUGAGAUGAUGCGACGCUACAAUAAUAAUGGUGAAGCCCUGGUAUCAUUGACUCUACAAGCCUAUCUAAAGUCAGCCAGAAGCACUCUGGAAAAAUUGCUACAUCAAGCCCGUGACGGGAAUUGGACAUUAGGAAUCAAGCUAGUCAGCGAAACCCGAUCUCUGAUCCACGACACAAAGACACAGACAGACGAAUGUUACAACAGCAUAGCCGCAGACCUCCUCACGAAAUCUUUCCCAGGCUUUACAAAGCAAGACUUUCCGCACGUCGAGCUGUUUCUCGCAGGUCAUAACUCAGACUCCAUACGCAAAGCCUUUGCCUUGUAUCAAGGCCUAUUGCAGGAAGGCGACACACCCCCACCCAUCAAGUUUGGACAACUCUUGGGUAUGGCCGAUGAUAUCAGCUGUGAAUUGCUAGCCAUGGGCGAUAACGCGGCAGAGCAGAGCAAGAAAGUUUUGUCAGCUCCAAUGGUGUACAAAUGCAUGAAUUGGGGAAGUGUGAGGGAAUGCAUGCAUUACCUCGUGCGAAGAGCAACAGAGAACCAAAGCGCAGCUCAAAGAAUGCAAAGCACUGUUGGUGUGAUGCAAAAGGAGUUACGUCGACGUAUAGGAUUU